This is a messenger RNA of Pimephales promelas (fathead minnow), 625 nucleotides long. It is a transcript of the gene cox6a1, whose product is annotated as cytochrome c oxidase subunit 6A1. Gene Ontology annotation, cellular component: mitochondrial inner membrane; respiratory chain complex IV. NCBI's taxonomy places the organism in Eukaryota, Metazoa, Chordata, Actinopteri, Cypriniformes, Leuciscidae. The record is from RefSeq and is a predicted model, not a curated record. Gene Ontology annotation, biological process: mitochondrial electron transport, cytochrome c to oxygen. Gene Ontology annotation, molecular function: enzyme regulator activity.
CGCCAUCACUGUUCCAGUCUCCGCGAAAAUGGCCGCGAUCGGACGUUUAUCCCAGAAGCUCCUCAAGUCAGCCUCGCUGACUCAAAGCCGUCAGCUCUCGGCUGUAGCAGGUCACAGCGAACAAGCAGCCAAGACCUGGAAAAUCCUGACGUUUGUGGUGGCUCUGCCCGGAGUCGCGGUGUGCAUGUUGAACAUGUACCUCAGGUCCCAACACGAACAUGAACAGCCGGAGUUCGUUCCCUACACCCACCUGCGCAUCCGCAGCAAGCGUUUCCCAUGGGGUGACGGCAACAAGUCGCUAUUUCACAACCCCCACAUCAACGCCCUCCCUGACGGCUACGAGCAUCACGAUGAGUGAAGGGUGUUAGAAGCUCUCCCAGAACUCUCCUACAGGGACCAGAGGGCCCUCUCUACCCCCUCUCUCAUCCCUGGACAUCUGCCCAGGCCUGGACCACUCCUCAGUUUCUUUCAGUUUACAUGACGUCUUUCCAGUUUGUUGAUCUUACCUCUGUGCUUUCCACACCUAGUGGAAGCACCGUAUGAAAGCAGUUACAUUCACUCAAUUGACCAUUGCAUCACUUUGUCUGCUUAAACUGAAAAAAUAAAAAUAUAUUAAUUAAAAUGA